AAAUUGGUUUUAUCUAUCAUGUUGAGAAUUUAAUUUGUUUAAUAUUUUAUUGUUAAUCUACACAGAAAACUUCAGAGAGUGAAGAACCUGCCUCACUCGUCUGUGGAGAUGGGAGUAAAACAUCACUGAUGAAAACUUCAGAGAGUGAAGAACCUGCCUCACUCAUCUGUGGAGAUGGGAGUAAAACAUCACUGAUGAAAACUUCAGAGAGUGAAGAACCUGCCUCACUCGUCUGUGGAGAUGGGAGUAAAACAUCACUGAUGAUAACUUCAGAGAGUGAAGAACCUGCCUCACUCGUCUGUGGAGAUGGGAGUAAAACAUCACUGAUGAAAACUUCAGAGAGUGAAGAACCUGCCUCACUCGUCUGUGGAGAUGGGAGUAAAACAUCACUGAUGAUAACUUCAGAGAGUGAAGAACCUGCCUCACUCGUCUGUGGAGAUGGGAGUAAAACAUCACUGAUGUCAUUCCUGAAAAUCCUGCUGAAAAGGAUGCCAGAAGGAAACAAAAACAGCAAUGGUCAGAGAAGAGAAAGAGACAGGAACAAAACAUUUAGUGUUUUGAUGGUGUAGUUUUUUUUUUUUGUUUGUUUGUUUUAUAUGUAUGAGCAAGGUUAUAUAUUGUUUAGUGAUAUGAUAUAAUAUGCUUUGUUCAAGGUUAUCAAAGGUAAAGGGUAAAGUGCUUUACCUCAACACAUUUUUUUUUUUUUUUGUAUAUGAAAAAGCACACAUUAAAAUUUGCU
Molecule: messenger RNA, 739 nt
Organism: Megalobrama amblycephala (Wuchang bream)
Lineage: Eukaryota; Metazoa; Chordata; Actinopteri; Cypriniformes; Xenocyprididae
Product: endochitinase 2-like
Exons: 7
Coding region: 129-569 (146 amino acids)
Source: RefSeq, a predicted model, not a curated record